AUGUGGAGAUGGUCAAGUCCUCGUUGGAUGGUAGCUGUUGCAGCUGCAGCAGUGGCUCUUGUUUCGGUAGAAGCUUCCGCAAAAGCCACAACCACCAAUGGUUUCAUGCCUGCCUUUCAAGUGGUCCUGGACGAUCCCGAGGAGAUUGAUUCCAUGGAGCGAGCACUCAGUUUGAUUGAGAAGUACUAUCCCCACGAAUCCUCUUCUUCCCCAAUAUCUCAUCAUGCCUUUGUUCGCAUGGCUCCGUUGGAUCUUCAAAAGGAGAUUUCUAAGUUUGUGUGGAACCGUCGAAUCAUUCGACAACACUUUCCCAACCAUAAAGUCUAUUUCGACUCCUUUCACGAAAUCUAUUGGAUGCGCCCCGAGUUUGACUUGGUCGACCCGAAGAAAAUUCACUAUGAUGGUGUAAUCAAAGUGAUGUUCCCCUUCUCGACGGUGCGUUCUUUGACCUACCUCAAAGAGACAACCAAUCCAGCAACCCUCGUGGCUCUCACCAGUCAACGCAACUUUACCACUCAUCAAGGAACAGCUAUUGUGAUCGAUUUCAAUCGAGAGCUGCAUUAUGCCGACAUGGGUGUUGCAUCGAAGACAAGCGAGGAAAAUCCAUCUUGUACCAGCAGAGAGCCACGCAUCAUGAUCAAGGCGGGAAUUCAUGUGCUUCCUAAAAAGACCAAUCCACUCAUGGCGUUUCUAUACAUUGCCCUCCAUCGAGGCACUUUCUUUGCCAUUAAAAGUGUUCGAAAUACAUUUGAAUCAUCGUCAGCAGCAACACAACAACAACAAAAACAACAAAAACCAGCAAGUAGUCUCGCUUUAAUGGCUCUGGACAACACCAUGCGAGCCCUCAACAAAAUCCACAUGGCAUUGCCACUCGUGGCGGUGGGAAUUCCAAUGGGCAUCUUUUUGACAGCCUCCAUUGCCUCUUUCAAUGUGGUCCUGCCCUAUAUUCUUCAUAUUGCUCUAGUUUGGUGGCGGAACAUUCCUCCUUCAAGAUCAGCCUAUCUUCGAUAUGUGGCCACGGCAACGAGUUUUGCCAUCCUCCAUCAUCUCAAAAAGCAAGGAGAGUUUGGUUUCUACAUGUGUGUAUUACAACUCGCUUGGAUUGGCGCUUGUUGGUACUUGGAACAAAGUGCUAACAUGGCACAUCAAAUCCUGUUUGCACCAAUUGUGGCAAUUAGCUAG
Messenger RNA from Seminavis robusta, 1182 nucleotides. Lineage: Eukaryota; Bacillariophyta; Bacillariophyceae; Naviculales; Naviculaceae. The record is from the annotation of a GenBank genome assembly.